AUUUGAUGAAAUUACAGGCAACCUUCGACCAAUAAUUCGUCCUUUCUGUUUUGCAUUUCCGCCCUUGGGCCAUCGCAGAUCAUUUUCUCGCCCCCAGACUAAGAUCACUCAUCUUCUUACACACUAACUAGACGUCUGCUCGACAAUCUAUCUCGUCCCUCCGCAUUCGAGAGGGACAUGGGCGAUGCAGACUAGAUCCGUCGCUGCUUUUCCGCAAUCUCCGAGAGUCCGAAUCAACCUCCCUGCGAUCAGUCGUUGACUGAAGGGAAAUGGCGCAGGAUGCGCGCGAUUCCAGCUUUCCGCCUCCUCCAGAACCUGAGAGUUAUUUUGACGAAAAGCUACUGAAUGCCCCUGUCGCUGCAGACUGGGCACCACGAACGUCUGACCUUUCGCAAACCGGACCGAACGGUGACGCGCGGUCCGUUGAACCUUUUCGCAGCGGCAUCUCGGAUCCGUCAGCAAGUGCGUCGCGGACUCCAGAAGAGUGUACUGUUGGUGUAGGAGGGAUUGAUGGUCAGCGCGAUAAAGAGAGGAAGAUACGUACUCUGCCAGCAUGGAUUCGAUCGGUUGACCAUAACGACGACGAAGAUGUAAGUGACGCUGCCGUCACUGAUCGGCUUCUCCCUUCGCAGCCCGAUGAUGCUAUUGUUGCUCAACAUAACCACUCGCCUUAUUCGACUUCGAGGCCGGACCGCGGUGAUCAUAGAGGGGACGAAGAGUCGGGCGAACGGGAAGUGUCACCACGUCGCGAAUCGCGCUGGAAAACCUUCUCCAGGGCUAUUGCAUAUCCCCGUCCAGAUGGUGUUGAGGAAAAGCUCGUGACGCCAGAUUGGAUGGAUGAGAACCAUGGCGAUUACACCCAGCCAUGGCGAGGAAGGCUGGAGCAACCCGAAGAUUCAGAAGAUCCUCUCAGGAGGAAGCGACGCAGAGAAAUCUGGUUCAGGCGUUUCCACACCACUCUUUUGAGGAGUCCUAUAGUGCCUUUGAUUUUCCGGCUGACAGUGUGGUUCUUUUCCCUCACGGCUCUCGCCCUGGGAGGGUCUAUCCAGCAUCUGUCUAACAAAGAUCAACACCCGCAGGGUCCAUCUGCCCUGAUGGCCAUCGUUGUUGAUGCGGUGGCUUUGGUUUACCUGGUUUAUAUCACAUUCGACGAAUACACAUCUAAGCCGCUAGGCCUCCGCUCUGCAUCGGCCAAGGCUCGGCUUAUCCUCUUGGAUAUCAUCUUCAUUGUUUUCGAUUCUGCCAAUCUAAGCUUGGCAUUUGAAUCGUUAUCCACCGUGCAGGGAUCUUGUACGCUGGCUGAAGUCAACCAGGAAAUUACCCCGAAGAACGACAAGAUCUGUGAUCGGCAAAAGGCCCUCGCCUCUGUCUUACUAGUUGCUUUGCUGGCUUGGCUUAUGACGUUUUCCGUCAGUGUUCUCAGACUUGUCGAACGGGUUACUAAGUGAAGUCUCGGUUUCACUAUACAUACCUUGCGCUAUGUUUUGCUUACAUCUUUGAAUUAUUUCUGCUCGUCACUGAAGACCGUUUUGUUUCAUGGCAUAAUUUUUCUUGUUUUGAUUUUCUCGCUCGAGUGCUUUAUGCUUCAUC
Messenger RNA from Aspergillus wentii DTO 134E9, 1590 nucleotides. Its product is annotated as phospholipase D regulator. The transcript has 3 exons. Lineage: Eukaryota; Fungi; Ascomycota; Eurotiomycetes; Eurotiales; Aspergillaceae. Bases 270 to 1448 code for a protein of 392 amino acids. The record is from RefSeq and is a predicted model, not a curated record. Gene Ontology annotation, biological process: positive regulation of catalytic activity. Gene Ontology annotation, cellular component: fungal-type vacuole; cell periphery.